Dalotia coriaria is the source of this 471-nucleotide messenger RNA. Its product is annotated as gem-associated protein 6-like. Gene Ontology annotation, cellular component: nucleus; SMN complex. The record is from RefSeq and is a predicted model, not a curated record. Lineage: Eukaryota; Metazoa; Arthropoda; Insecta; Coleoptera; Staphylinidae. Gene Ontology annotation, biological process: spliceosomal snRNP assembly; spliceosomal complex assembly. The transcript has a single exon. The coding region runs from base 1 to 471 and encodes 156 amino acids.
AUGUAUAAAAGUGCCGAAGAGAUCUCGAAAAGAAAAUUCAUCGGAAUACAUGCAACAAUCCAAACAGUGGACAACAAAACCCACGUUGGAUAUAUUUACGUUGUGGAUCCAGAAAGCAAAUCUGUGGUUCUAACCACACAGAAGACUGAACAUAGUUCUGGUGAUCUGAUUAUCAUCACAGCACCUACAAUCAAGAACAUACAAAUUGAUACCACACAGGACAUAGGUGAAAUAAAUAUUUUUAGUGAAAAGAGGUGCCAAAGCUACAGCAUACAAGAUCUCCAAGAAAAGAAGAAAAAACUCAAAGAUUGGUUGAAGCUUAAUUUAAUUGAUGUUGUUGAAGAUGGAGAAGCCCUCAAGUUUCAGGAUCAUUUAAUCAUAGAACCACCCUAUGAUUUAGAUCAUUGUUAUUGUACAAAUACUAUUGUCUUAGAUAGAUUUAAGAGUUUAAUUGAAAAAAUGCCGGUUUAA